ACUGAGGCCCAGAAGGGAAAGCCUUCUUCAGAGAUCUAAGCCAGCUGCCCUGCUUCAACUGCAAGAAGAGCAAAAAGCUGGAGAGAGCUGCAUGUAAACCCUUCUGGAUGCACAGCGGAGAGCAGAUCAGACGGUCCUAGCAUGAGAAACAAACUGAUCUUUGCAGGAUUUGCUUUACUCAAGACUUCCAGGCCUUAAAGGUCACUCUCUGCCCUGAGAGGGGUGUGUGUGGGGUGGGGGGGCUACUCAGGAACACUGACCUCUAAGGUUAAGUGGAAUCAGUUUGUGUGUAGAGAGAAGGGGAGGAGGGGGAAGUUUGUGGGAGGUGGGAGGCCACGGCAGGGCUCCUGCACUUCUCAAGAAGGAGACGAAGCAGUUGUCAAGAAGCAGUGGAAAAGGAGGAGAUGGCGACGGGAGGAAUCACAGCACUUCCCGCCGUACCUGAAGACAGCAGCAGCACCGGCUUUCCUCCUGGGAACUUCAAGGACCCCAAGAGGCUGUACUGUAAAAAUGGGGGCUAUUUCCUGAGGAUUAAACCCGACGGGGGUGUGGAUGGAAUCCGGGAGAAAAACGACCCCCACAUUAAGCUUCAGCUGCAGGCGACCUCGGUGGGGGAGGUCGUCAUCAAAGGAAUUUGUGCAAACCGUUAUCUGGCGAUGAACAGAGAUGGACGGCUGUUUGGUGCGAGACGACCAACAGACGAGUCCUACUUCCUAGAAAGGCUCGAGAGCAACAACUACAACACCUACCGCUCCAGGAAGUACCCCAGCAUGUACGUGGCGCUGAAGAGGACCGGCCAGUACAAGUCCGGAAACAAAACCGGACCGGGUCAGAAGGCCAUUCUCUUUCUGCCGAUGUCAGCAAAGCGCUAAGCCAGGAAUCGGAGCAACAGAGACAGAGGCGUCUUUGUGAAGGCAAUGACCUGUGAUGCAUUGACAUUGCCUAAAAGAGCUGUGACGAUUUGACUCUUUUCUCCUGAACAUAUUGAAUAUUAUUCAACUUUACCUUCAAACAGUGCCACAUAUUUAAAAGUAUAACUCCAGGACUACUCUACAGCAAGGUGUCGUAAAGUAACUAGAGGCAAACGCAGUAAAAUCUAUAUUUAAUGUUGCAGGAACAUUUCCAUAAUGUUUGAUAGAUAAAAAUGAGCUUUUAAAGCUUUCUAUUAUCUCUGUAAGAUAGAUUAGUGCAAAAUCAGACUCAGUUAAACUGAUUUAGACUUUAAAAAGGCAAGUAUCAAAUCAAAAAGGGGGUGUGUGAUAAAUAAUGCAUUUUAUAUCAGCCAUGGAAGGAAAACUUAUCCUGAGACACUAAGAACCUCCAGUAUGAACACAUGUUUUAACGGUCCGGUCUCUAAAUGGGAUCAAUACUGGACCAUAAAACACUAACUGAGCUCUAUGAAUGAACAGGGAGCUGUCUGUGGUACAGCUGAUAAAACAUCCCAGAGUAAACGGCGGGCAGCUCC
Messenger RNA from Cyprinodon variegatus (sheepshead minnow), 1465 nucleotides. RefSeq names its product fibroblast growth factor 2 (basic) (gene fgf2). Lineage: Eukaryota; Metazoa; Chordata; Actinopteri; Cyprinodontiformes; Cyprinodontidae. The record is from RefSeq and is a predicted model, not a curated record. Gene Ontology annotation, cellular component: cytoplasm. Gene Ontology annotation, molecular function: growth factor activity; fibroblast growth factor receptor binding. The coding region runs from base 405 to 872 and encodes 155 amino acids. Gene Ontology annotation, biological process: fibroblast growth factor receptor signaling pathway; positive regulation of protein phosphorylation; animal organ morphogenesis. The transcript is spliced from 3 exons.